Molecule: messenger RNA, 2673 nt
Organism: Python bivittatus (Burmese python)
Lineage: Eukaryota; Metazoa; Chordata; Lepidosauria; Squamata; Pythonidae
Source: RefSeq, a predicted model, not a curated record
GAGAGGCGUGGCCUUGUGAAGGCAUGUGCUGCGGCGGGGGCAGCAGUGUUUCUUUCAUUUUGCUUUCGUAACGUGCGUUCCUUCCAAGCGGGCCCGUCGGACGGAGCAUGGGGCUCACAGAGACUGAGCAGCGGAAUGUGUAGCUACUGAAGACGUGCUGCCCUCACCCCCUUCUCCUUGCUGAGAGUUUAUGUCACAAGGACCAAUAGUUUCACUGGCAACUGAAAAUACAUUUUGCAAAUGCUGCUAUGGUGCUAAGGAGGUAACUUUGGAGCUGGUUUUCUGUUGUGAGAGCCUUCUAUCCUACAUGGCUCAAAAUUCUUCCUGCAAUAUUUCAGCCAACAUAGUAAAGUAGCGAUUCAGAUGCCUCCUAGCCUUGUGUUGACUGUGUCACUCAGUGUCCAGGAGUGGCUGGUAAAUCUGGAAAACAAUUUCCAAGUUUCCUUCCAAGUCCAGCCUUGAAGAUGUGGACCGGGGUUAUAUUUUCUCUGUUGCUUUCUUUGUGUGUGUCUGAUCAAGGGACUUCCAUUUUAAAAGAGAGUGGUGCUGAGGUGACACACAUGUAUCUACUCAGUAACGAAAAGCAUUGUGAACAAGCUUGUAAAGGCUCAACAGAUUCAGAUAAUCCUUACUGCUGGUCAGUGCUGUAUCAGAGCCACUGUGUCCUUCUCCGCUGUCCUCAGCUGAGUGCAUGUCAGAAUACCAGCAGACAAGAUAUUAAAGAGCUAAUGGGAGAAUUUGUGACUCGUAAAAGAAGAGAACAUGAUGCAUCCCAUGAGAUAAAUAAUACAGAAGAUGCGAAUAAAGAGUUAGAGGUGCUGAAGAGUACCGUAUCAGUUAAGAAACCCACAGAAGUGCCUCUUUUAUCAAAAUCAAGGACUAUAACAGGAGAUCCUGUGGUCAACCCAACAAACAAUUCCAGUUUGGCAAGACAAAUUACUUCCAUUUUGAAGAAAACCACUGCCAGCCCUGUGAACACUAGUGUCUCCCAAGUCGUCGUAGGAUCAACAGCCAUAACCAAUAUUAGUAACAACAUAACUAUGGUCUGGAAAAAUUCAGUUGCUAGCACUCUAAAUAUUCCAAGCAGCCGUCCUUGGUUAACUCCCACAAUAGGAGCAGAUGGUACUACUGACAUUACAAGUACUACAAAUGCAAAAGGGACAAACGAUAGUAAAUUAAUAUCAGGAGUAGUUGAGAAAAUAAUACCAACAGAACCGCUUCCCAGGACUAUGACUACUGCUGCAACUUAUCAAGUGCUUUCCACGACUCUCAAAAAGCUACAUAUUUCUAGCAUUCCUGCCCCAGCUAGCACUGGAGAUGGCUCUAAGCCAGUGGUAAACUCAUCGACAGUUGCAGCCACCCACGAGCCACCACCUUCCACAGCCAAAGGCACGAUUCAUACAGUUGUAAGCACAACCAUGGCAGCAGCUUCUAUAGUAACAGUAAAGUCAGCUGAAUUCACAACAGUUGCAACAGACAGGAUAAAGCCUACUUCAGAUAAGGUAAUUCAUCCUGUGAUUACUAAAGGUGCUGACAUCUCCACCACUUCACAUCAAAUAUUGUCAACUAGUCAACCAGUGAAGGGAACAACUUCUGUACAUCUCUUGUCAGUGUUCACAGGUACAAAUCCAAAAAUGUUAUCCAAACCAACGAGUAUACAAAGCAAAAACCAGAAAGAGACAGAUAGAGAAAAUAGCUUUCGGCAAGUAGAUGUCAGUUUGCUCUUAGCAGUGCUUCUCUUUGGCGUUCUGUUUUUUGUAACAGUUGUUGUCUUAUUUGCCAUACAAGCCUAUGACAGCUACAAAAAGAAAGAUUACACUCAAGUGGACUACUUGAUCAACGGGAUGUAUGCAGACUCAGAGAUGUGAUGAAAUAUACGUAGAUUCAGAUGUGAAAGCAAUAGAAAUGAAAUGUUAUACCCAUGCAUACAAAUAUAAAUCUGAAUCUAUAUAUGAAUGAAUACAACCUUAUUGGGACAAGUAGAAAGCCUAGGGUGGCUUGUCUUUCAGUUCCCUGUUUUGCCUACAAGACCACCUGAAAGUGCUUCCAAAUUACUUUUCGUGCAAUGAAGGAGAAAUGCCAUGUGUCAUACUUUUAAAGUACUUUUUUAAAAACACACUCACAGUUAAAGGGUGCCAUGAAUGUAUUGUUUCUCAAGCUACAGUAUUGUUUCUGUUGUGCUAGUUUUGUCUGCUAAUACAAAGGGUAUUGAUGUUGCAAGUCUUCCUGGAUGGUUUCUUCCUGAUUCCUGUUCAUCCUGUUUACUCCUAUACAACAAAUGGAGAAACAGUGUUUUUUAACAUGCCGAUUUUCCUGAAACUUCUAGUUGGCAUGAAGACUAUGUUAGUUGUUGCUAGUGCAAAUGAAUGGCCAAGGAUUAGCAGGAUUAGCAUAGUGGAACAACACAAAAGAGUGCCAAAAUCUUUUGGGACUGGUUAUUUAGGUAUGAUAUGCUUCAUUUGGAUACAUUUGAAAGCCUUCCUAAAAUCGCUAAACAUUCUGAUUGCUUUAUCCUGGUGGCAGCAUUUGUUGUAAGGUUAGAAAACUUAAUUGUUAAAAAUGUAUUUAUCAUAAUCUGUUUAAUGCUGUACUGUUUCCUAAUCAUGUUGAUUUUGCACCUUUUAUAUGAUUUUAUUUUUGUACCCAUUCACUUAAAAAUUGAGGACGAGUCGA